AUGGUGGAUGGAUCAGCUAAUAAAUCAUCCCACAGAGAAGGAAAUGAAGCUUCAGAGAUAUAUACAAUCUUUACAUCAAGACCUACAAGUGGCUCAUCAGAGCAAAGUGAUGAUAGUAAUGAUAUUAUGAGCAGCAAAUUAGCAGAGAUGAGACAAGAACAGAAAAAGUUAAAUCAGAUCAUUACUGACCUUAGAGCUAAAGUGUCUGAUAAUGACUUGCACAUAGCCAAACUAGUGAAGGAAAGACAAGAAACAGUCCCCAAGAUUGGAGUACAAGAGGAAAGCUUACUGCCCUCUGAGACAGUAGAAGCAGCAGUGGUUGCUCUUGUAGGAGGACAGUUUGUCUUUCCAAAAAAUACAGUACUAGUGAGUGCUGUUUAUGCUGUUUCAGUAUCCAAGUCUCUCCUCAAGCCAUUGCGACUAGAAAUUGAGCACUGCAUUGAUCUGAAGGGACAACAAGGUCUUACACGAUUUUUAAAGUUUGCUAUAGCUCCUGUGAGCACACCCAGUCUUCCUUACCAGUUCUCAAUAGUUGAGGGAGGAGAGUUUAGCUCUAAUAGUGGAUAUGGAUCCAUUGAGCGUACAAAGUUCUGUUUGGUGUGUAUAGUUGGAUUGAUUAUGGUGACCAUUGGUGGUGGUCCAACUGGAGGAGGUGGAGCAGGUCAGCAGCAACAACAAUUAGUCCAGCAUCAAGUAGCAGGAGGACAGGACCAUCAGCAACAAGCAGCAGGGGGACAGGACCAACAGCAACAAUUAGCAGGGGGACAGGACCAGCAACAAGCAGCAGGGGGACAGGACCAGCAACAAGCAGCAGGGGGACAGGACCAGCAGCAACAAGCAGCAGGGGGACAGGACCAGCAACAAGCAGCAGGGGGACAGGACCAGCUGCAACAAGCAGCAGGGGGACAGGACCAGCAGCAACAAGCAGCAGGGGGACAGGACCAGCAGCAACAAGUACUGAAAGUUAAGCAACUGCUACCUGAAGAAGCUACUUUUGUGCCUGAUACUGCUUCUAGCUCCACUGGCAAAGAAGUUUCUACUGGUGUACUAGAAGCAGCAGCAUAUGCUGGACUGUUCUUUUAUAAUGACUAUGAAAACCUAGUCACGUUCACUGCAGCUAAAGAUUUGAAUGCUCUUCUUGAGUUUAUUAAGAAAGACUAUCCUCAUGCUAGGAGAGGACAAAAUAUUUAUUUUCGGUUUCAAUCAGAUGAUGGUUACAUUGAAUUGAUUUUUAAUGAUCCACAGAAGAAGCAAUUCACUGAUGGAUGGACUGUAAUGCCUCACUUUAUGCCUUGUAGACUGAAUCGUUUUGACAUUAAGUGUUUUGGUGAGGCUAAUUAUCCUCUUCCUCCAUCUUGUCUAAUAUCAGUCUAUGCAUCAUCUGGUGCUGUUCCUACACUACAUUACUCUGUACCACUGGAUGGAGUGGCUGAUCCUAAGACAUUAUUUAUUACUAGAGCACUAAAAACUACUCCUCCUUCAACAAAUCAUCAUCCUACUACCUCCUCCUCUAAUGUAGUGCAUGAAUCAACAUCAGUACCUGAAGCUAGUACAUUUAGAUCUGAUCUUGCUUAUACAGUAAUGACAGAAUGUACUGGAAUGAUAAAGGAGAGGCUUGAUCUAAAUACAUUAGUAGAUAAGCUACUUGAGAAGAGGAUGAUAAACGAACGAGAGAAAACUAAAGUUCUUGAUGAAAGACGUGGACUAACUGCUAAUCAAAGAAUGGACGAGCUGCUUAGUUUAGUUAAAGCAUCCAUUAGAGAGGAUGGAGAAGAUUUUGGUUUGUUUCUAGAAAUAAUUAAACAAGAGAAUACAAGAAGAGCUGAUAGACUAGCACAGACACUAUUAGACAAUUAUAAAAGAUUAUUAUAAUUGAUUACUUUCUAAUUUAUAUGUU
Messenger RNA from Amphimedon queenslandica, 1897 nucleotides. RefSeq lists its product as uncharacterized. Gene Ontology annotation, molecular function: chromatin DNA binding; transcription coactivator activity. Bases 1 to 1872 code for a protein of 623 amino acids. The transcript has 10 exons. The record is from RefSeq and is a predicted model, not a curated record. NCBI's taxonomy places the organism in Eukaryota, Metazoa, Porifera, Demospongiae, Haplosclerida, Niphatidae.